CACCGCCAUGAGUGCCGGCGAGUUAGCAUGCAUCUACUCCAUCUUGAUGCUCCACAAUGACGGAAUCGCAAUCACCGCGGAGAAGAUUAACACUAUCUUGAAGGCUGUUGGUGUCACUGUCGAAUCAUACUGGCCAAGCUUAUUCGCCAAACUUGCUCAGAAUAAGAGCAUUGACGAUCUCGUUUUGAACGCUGGCGCUACCGGUGGUGCCGCUGUUGCCGUAUCUGCUCCUU
Molecule: messenger RNA, 233 nt
Organism: Cicer arietinum (chickpea)
Lineage: Eukaryota; Viridiplantae; Streptophyta; Magnoliopsida; Fabales; Fabaceae
Product: large ribosomal subunit protein P1-like
Biological process (GO): cytoplasmic translation
Cellular component (GO): cytosolic large ribosomal subunit
Molecular function (GO): protein kinase activator activity; structural constituent of ribosome; ribonucleoprotein complex binding
Source: RefSeq, a predicted model, not a curated record